CUAGCCAAUGAGAAAGCAGUUCGACCUUUCGGCAGUUAUGCCCUGAUUGCCUGUAGGGCACGACCGCCUUGCCUAGGAUUAUCACUCGCUAAUAGGCUUCUUGAACUUUAAUGACACGUUUUACCAUAUAUGGAAUACGUUGCCAUGCCAACCGAACAGUUUCAACUAUUAUGUCAUAGUUCAGAAUAGCUGAGGUUCAGCCACACGCUCACGCACCCGCGACGUGGCACAACCUGACUCCGGUAGUCGACUUGUCCGCGACCAAAGACGAGCGCCCAGAUCACGCAGGUUCACGCGCAGUUGCUCCGGGCUGCUCUGUCGGUUUCCCUGUGGCAGAGGGUUUGUUGAUGUGAAGCCCGAGCGGGGCAGCCCCAGUUGCCCGCCUGGCUCGGUCCUGUUAGGACUGCUGGUGCUUAGACUUUAACGUACAUGUGUGAGCAGGGCGGAGGCUUGUGUCACACUAUCAAGUCCUCACGCUUCAACAACUCACCCCGGUUAUUGCCGAUUUCGUACCUCAACUUGCGGUGUUGCUUAGCUACUAGAAGAGCGUGAGCAGUGAAACCGAGAACUAAGACUGAACUGUUCACGAUGGCCCUGGCCGUAACACCUUGGCGGGAUCCAACACCGACCGCUGGAACUACAGCAUCGGAGGCAGAUCUGGCUACCCAGACGGUUGCUCAGAACGGGACCGGAGGUGCCCCACCUCCACCCCAACCAAGUACACCUUCCCAGAGCGCUGAUAAAAAUGUGCAGCACACAGAAUGUGUAGUGUGUGGAGAUAAGAGUAGUGGCAAGCACUACGGACAGUUCACGUGCGAAGGUUGCAAGUCUUUUUUCAAACGGAGUGUCCGGCGGAACCUGACUUACACAUGCCGUGGGAACAGGAACUGUCCCAUUGACCAACAUCACCGAAACCAGUGCCAAUACUGCCGUCUGAAGAAGUGUCUGAAGAUGGGCAUGCGCAGGGAGGGUAGGUGCCCAGCUGUUCAGCGGGGCAGACUACCACCGACUCAGCAUGCCCUUCCCGGGCAGAUGGCCCUUGCCAACGGGGACACCCUAAACGGUCACUCGUACCUUUCCAGUUUCAUCUCGCUACUCCUCCGAGCAGAGCCCUAUCCGCCAUCUCGGUACGCCCAGUGUAUGCAACCCAAUAACAUAAUGGGAAUUGAUAAUAUCUGUGAGCUGGCAGCUCGUUUACUGUUUAGUGCUGUCGAAUGGGCAAGAAAUAUCCCGUUCUUUCCAGACCUUCAAGUGACGGACCAGGUGGCUCUUCUCCGGCUCGUGUGGAGCGAACUUUUUGUGUUGAAUGCAUCUCAGUGCUCCAUGCCCCUACACGUGGCGCCCCUGUUGGCGGCCGCCGGACUUCACGCAUCACCUAUGGCGGCCGAUCGUGUGGUUGCGUUUAUGGAGCACAUUCGAAUAUUUCAAGAACAAGUUGAAAAAUUGAAGGUUCUACACGUGGAUGCUGCAGAGUACAGCUGUCUUAAGGCAAUAGUACUCUUUACAACUGGUAUGUAAAAUACUGACGUAGUCGAU
Molecule: messenger RNA, 1536 nt
Organism: Limulus polyphemus (Atlantic horseshoe crab)
Lineage: Eukaryota; Metazoa; Arthropoda; Merostomata; Xiphosura; Limulidae
Product: nuclear receptor subfamily 2 group F member 1-A-like
Exons: 2
Coding region: 589-1518 (309 amino acids)
Biological process (GO): anatomical structure development; regulation of transcription by RNA polymerase II; cell differentiation
Molecular function (GO): nuclear receptor activity; RNA polymerase II cis-regulatory region sequence-specific DNA binding; zinc ion binding
Source: RefSeq, a predicted model, not a curated record